GGAAUAAGUGGUAUGUAUGAUGUAAUUUAUAAAGGGAAGAAAGAGAAAGAGAAAGAGAGAAAAUAAGUAAAAAAAAUAAUAUGAAAAGCAAUAGUAGAGUUGUUGAUUUUGGGUUAUGUUCAAACUUAAGGUUAUUAGUAAUGUUAUUAGUAGUGAUUAUGUUUGAACAAAAAUCAAUAAGAUGUGAUGAUAAUAGAGCAGUAGUGAUGGGUGCCAUUGUAGAUGAGAGUAGCCGAGUUGGGAAGGAAGAGAAAAUAGCCAUAACAAUGGCAGUCAAGGAUAUCCACAUAAAGAACUCUCAAAGAGAUCCCAUGAAAGCAGCCCUAGCUGCAAGGCACCUUAUCACAAAAAAAAGGGUGGAAGCCAUUUUAAUGGGUUCGCAUUCAUGGGAAGAUACUUCAUUGGUAGCCAAGGUUGGUAACGAGUAUCACAUCCCGAUUCUCUCGUUAACCGAUCCUAAUCUAAUUCCAAAGUGGGCAACUCAAAUGUGGCCUUCUCUUGUUCAAUUCUCACCAAACAAUAACCUAAACCAAAUGAAAGCCAUAGCUGCUAUAGUACGAUCUUGGGAGUGGUAUCAAGUGACUCUAAUCUAUGAAGAAAACUCAAUGAGCAUCAAUGAUGUUUUACCUCAUCUCUCUUCAUCCCUCCAAGAAGUAGGCGCUAAGAUUAGCCAGCUAGUGUCACUUCCACCAUUUUUCUCUUCUUCUUCCAUGACAGACCAACUUGAAAGGCUCAAAGAAAACCAAAGUAAAGUCUUUGUGGUUCAUUCAUCUGUCGAAUUUGCACUCAAAUUGUUUGAUAAGGCCAGAGAAAUGAAAAUGGUGGAAAUGGAAUAUGUAUGGAUCACAACUGAUUCUAUUACUAGCUUUGUUCAUUCCUUCAAUGCCUCAACUUUCUCCUCUAUGCAAGGUGUUCUAGGGCUCAAGAGCUAUUUUCGUGAAGAAGAUGAUGAUGAGCCUCAUUGGCAACACUUCUACCAUAAAUUUCGCAAAAGAUUUAGCUCUGAAUAUCCAAAGGAGUAUAGCCAUGAGCCUGGUAUGUUUGCAACCCAAGCAUAUGAUGCUGCUAGGGCAAUGGCUCUAGCUGUCACCAAAAAAGCUUUUUCUAAUAGUGGCCAUAAAGAUAGACAAGAAGUGUUAGGUCAAAUUUUGAAAAGUGAUCAUUUUCAUGGCUUAAGUAGUAGUAACCAACAUAUAUUUCAAAUUAUAAAUGUGUUUGGAAAGAGUUAUAGAGAGUUAGGGUUUUGGUCAGACGAGUUUGGUUUCUCAAAAACCAUUGAAGGUGGUAAUAACAAAUCUUCGUUGAAAGAUUUAGGACAAGUAAUGUUCUGGCCAGGGGGAGAUUGGAAAACUCCAAAAGGAUGGACUACACCAACGAUUUCUAACCCUUUGAAAAUUGGUGUACCAAAUACAUCAUUAUUUGAUAAGUUUCUCAAUGUGAAAAUGGGCGAGGAACACAGCUUGGACUCAACAAAAAUCUUCAAUAAUGUUUCUUUUAGUGGAUUUGUAAUCGAUGUCUUCGAAGAGAUAGUAGACAAACUUUCCUUUUCUUUGCCAUAUACUCUCAUCCCUUUCAAUGACACAUACGAUAAACUAGUGGAGAAAAUUUACUUGAAGGAAUUUGAUGCAGUGGUGGGUGAUGUAUCAAUAGUGGCAGAUCGGUAUAAACAUGCAGAAUUCACACUUCCAUACACACAAACUGGGUUGGUGAUGAUUGUUCCUGUUCGAUCGAAAACAUCAAAUAGAGCAUGGUUAUUUCUAAAGCCUUUUACAAUGUCAAUGUGGCUUUUUAUAGUAAUUGUCAAUAUCUACAAUGGAUUUGUUGUAUGGCUUAUUGAACGAAACUACUGCCCUCAACUCAAAGACUCCCCCAUUCUGGAUCAAAUUGGAACCCUAUUUUGGUUGGCCUUCUCCACACUUUUCUCCCUACAUGGUGAUAAGUUACACAGUAAUUUGUCACGGAUGACAAUGUUGGUAUGGCUAUUUGUGGCUCUAGUGAUAACACAAACAUACACAGCCAACCUUACGAGUAUGCUGACCGUACAACAGCUCGAACCAGAUAUUGGAGCACUACACAGUAGUAAGGCCGUGUUUGGCUAUUGUAGAGGAUCUUAUCUCCAAAGGUACUUAGUAGACGUUUUGAAAUUACACCCAAAUCAAAUUAAGAAUUUUACCACACAAGAUCAAUAUGCUGAAGCCCUUCGAAUCAAACAAGUUGCUGGUGUUUUUCUUGAACUUCCUCUCGCCAAACUUUUCCUUGCCAAACACUGCAAAGGCUUCACCAUGAUUGAACCAACCUACAAAGUUGGAGGUUUUGGAUUUGCAUUUCCAAAAGAGUCUCCAUUACUUCCAAGUAUAAACAAGGCCUUAUUGGAAGUUUCUGAAAAAGGAAAGCUAUUAGAAUUGGAGAAAACCAUGCUUGAGUCUGAGAAUUGCACAUGCAUAAGAAAAGAAUAUGGCAAUGAUGAUGAUGAACCUCCUAGUUUAAGCCUCAAGAGUUUUUGGGUGCUGUUUGUGUUCACAAUAGCCACAUCAACAAUUGCUCUUGUAAUCUACAUUUUUUAUUUAUGCAAAUCUAUGUUUAAACUCCAAGCUGUUUGGUACUGGCUAAUGAUGAAAUCCACCACCAAUCAAAGAGCCCGCCUUGUUCAUCCUUUUGUUUAGCCCACCAUCUUUGCCACGAUUCUUAACUUUUUUACCCUUAUUAAUUGUGUACAUAUACACACACUAAUGCCAUCUCUCUUUAGUGAAAUUGUAAUUGUCUAGACCUUUAAUUUUAUAAAUUUUAAUUAAUAUUAUUUUUUUUAAAUUGUUUUUAUUGUUGUUAUUUUGGGAGCUCUAGGCUUAGAUUUGGCCCGCCUUAGUUUACCUUCUCUUAAAUUUUUGAUACAUAUGUAGUGUUUUUGUACCAUAAUAAUCAUAUAUACAAUAUUUACUUUAACCUCUUA
Messenger RNA from Humulus lupulus (European hop), 2947 nucleotides. RefSeq names its product glutamate receptor 2.7-like. Gene Ontology annotation, molecular function: ligand-gated monoatomic ion channel activity; signaling receptor activity. Lineage: Eukaryota; Viridiplantae; Streptophyta; Magnoliopsida; Rosales; Cannabaceae. The transcript is spliced from 5 exons. Gene Ontology annotation, cellular component: plasma membrane. The record is from RefSeq and is a predicted model, not a curated record. The coding region runs from base 81 to 2663 and encodes 860 amino acids.